CCCUCCCCCCAUCCCAUCCAAAAUGGCACUAGUUAGACAACGCCGGAAUCUCAAUCUCCGCCUCCCUUUGCCGGACUCUGCUGACUGCCGCCAUCGCUUCCCUCUUCCACACCCCCCAACAUCGCUCUCCUCCGCCACUACUAGCGGUGGCGCCGCCGCACCCACCACCAUAUCCCAGGAAGUCGACCGCCUCUCUGACCUCGAGAAACUCAAAGUUCUCGGCCACGGUAAUGGAGGAACUGUCUACCAAGUCCGCCACAAGCGAACCUCCGCCAUCUACGCCCUCAAAGUCGUCCAUGGAGACUGUGACACCACCGUCCGCCGCCAGAUCUUACGCGAGAUGGAGAUCCUCCGCCGUACCGACUCUCCUUUCAUCGUCCGGUGCCACGGGAUUUUUGAGAAACCCUCCGGUGACACAGCGAUUCUCAUGGAGUACAUGGACGGCGGCACACUCGAUUCUCUCCUCAAAUCCAGUGGAACCUUAUCGGAGCUCUCACUCUCUUCCAUCGCUCGCCAAGUCCUUAACGGUCUCAACUACCUUCACUCCCAGAAGAUUGUCCACAGAGACAUCAAGCCUGCGAAUCUGCUGGUGAAUCAGAAAAUGGAGGUCAAGAUUGCAGACUUCGGGGUCAGCAAGAUCAUGUGCCGUAUGCUCGAACCAUGCGACUCUUAUGUGGGUACCUGUGCAUACAUGAGCCCUGAGAGGUUCGAUCCAGACACCUACGGUUCCAACUACAACGGCUACUCUGCGGAUAUCUGGAGUUUGGGGCUUACGCUAUUGGAGCUCUACGUGGGUCAUUUCCCCUUGCUAUCUCCAGACCAGAGACCCGAUUGGGCCACACUAAUGUGCGCCAUAUGUUUCGGAGAACCUCCGAGCUUGCCCGACUGUGCUUCGGAGGAGUUUCAGAGCUUCAUCAAUUGUUGUUUGCAGAAGGAUUCCAGUAAGAGAUGGAGUGUUUCGCAGCUCUUAUCACACCCCUUUUGUCGGCAAGGAUCUGAUGGGAUCUGAAAAUGGAACAUUGAAAAUUCUCAUGAGAGUCGCCGGUUUUUGGAAUCUCCGGUGCCGGAAUCUGUACAUAUUACGUGGGAUCAUUUUCGUGAAAAUUAUUUUGCACUGUAUAUUUUUAGUCCUUUUCACAGUAAAACUGCUUGAAAAGAGAUUUUAGGGGAAAAUUAAAGAAUUUCCAACUUAUUCUCUUA
Messenger RNA from Telopea speciosissima, 1200 nucleotides. RefSeq names its product mitogen-activated protein kinase kinase 9-like. Gene Ontology annotation, biological process: protein phosphorylation. The coding region runs from base 23 to 1009 and encodes 328 amino acids. The record is from RefSeq and is a predicted model, not a curated record. Gene Ontology annotation, cellular component: cytoplasm. Gene Ontology annotation, molecular function: protein serine/threonine kinase activity; ATP binding. The transcript has a single exon. NCBI's taxonomy places the organism in Eukaryota, Viridiplantae, Streptophyta, Magnoliopsida, Proteales, Proteaceae.